AUGUCUCCGGGCUUGCUCCUCCCCCUCCUGCUGCUGCUGCUUGCAAUAGCCCUCCCACUGACGCCCGCCACCACGCAGACAGUGCCGGCGUUGCCAGUAGUCCAGGAGGACGACGUGCGGUGCCUCCGCGGCGUGAAGCGCCACUUCAGGGACCCAAACGCCCGUCUCUCGUCCUGGACCUUCGCCAACACCUCGGCAGGCGCCAUCUGCGAUUUCUCAGGCGUCUCCUGCUGGCACCCGCAGGAGUCGCGCGUCAUCGCGCUCGAGCUCUCCGGCUACGGCCUCCAUGGCGCCCUCCCAUCGCAUCUCAAAUACUGCUGGGCCACCACCACGCUCGACCUCUCCAACAACUCUCUCGAGGGACCGAUCCCGCCCGCGCUCUGCGACUGGCUCCCUUAUCUCGUCACCCUCGACCUCUCCGGCAACCGGCUAUCCGGGCCGAUGCCCUCCGAGCUCGCCAACUGCGUUUACCUCAACUCGCUCAAGCUCAGCGGCAAUGCCCUCUCCGGCAAGAUCCCCGCUUCUCUAUCGCGGCUGAGCCGCCUCAGGACGCUCGACCUCUCUCACAACGGGGAUAAUUGA
Messenger RNA from Lolium rigidum, 582 nucleotides. RefSeq names its product probable inactive receptor kinase At1g27190. The record is from RefSeq and is a predicted model, not a curated record. Bases 1 to 582 code for a protein of 193 amino acids. The transcript has a single exon. NCBI's taxonomy places the organism in Eukaryota, Viridiplantae, Streptophyta, Magnoliopsida, Poales, Poaceae. Gene Ontology annotation, molecular function: protein binding.